Messenger RNA from Sus scrofa (pig), 2079 nucleotides. The record is from RefSeq and is a predicted model, not a curated record. Lineage: Eukaryota; Metazoa; Chordata; Mammalia; Artiodactyla; Suidae.
AUGGCUGCGAAAGGUGUCUGUGAGCAUCUGGGCUUUAUCUCCAUGUAUUUUGUGCACCAAUCGGCAAGAGGUGUCCUAAGGCCUCCUUGCUGUUCCUGGAGCUCCCCAGAAGAGCUCAGGGCUGGAGCUCUUUGUUUUGUCUGCAUCCGGAUGGAUCUUCCUGAGGGAUCAGAGUUGAACUUGAUGAUGGACAGAGAAGGGGUCUGGAGGCAGCAGAGCAGUCUGCAGCCCAGCCCAGCUGCCAGCCAGAGAUGCGGAAGGGCAGUGGCUGCCUCUGCUCCCCGCCACCACUCCACACUUCUGCUCACAGGGCAGCAACAGACCCAGCUGGGUUCUGGGUCAUCCGUGUUCCCAGCACUGAUUCUGGAGCCUAAGAAAGAUAGAGUUGUGUUUUGCAGGCCGUGGAGCAGGGUCUCUGCCCUCUACACUCUCCAUGUCAACAGCACCCUCCUUCUAGAUCGUGGUGACCAAAAGAUGUCUCCAGACAUUGCUAAAUGUCACUCCGGGUGCAACAUCGCUGCCAGUGGAGGAAAAACCGUGAAUGAGAACAUCCUGGAGUCCUUGGGCAUGACUUCUGACAUGAAGCCCUCCUGGAUCACUCAGAUGGCUGCAUAUGACCUGAACCAGACCCCGUAGGUGUUUAUAAGCCUACCUGCACGAGGCUUUCUGUGGUCCUGAGUCUGAAGGAUGCUACAGAAAGCUGGGCUGCGCCGCAGAGGAAAGGAAGAGCAGGAAUUUGUUCUCAAUAAAUAAUAGACUCUGGAUUGCAAGGCUCUAUCGGAGCCAAUGUGAAGAUGGUCAUUUGAUGACCUUAUGUUUCUAACAAUUUCUGGAGUCAAGGAACUUGGAGGGGGUGAGGGUUGGACUCUGAGCCACCCGUUGUUCUUGCUAAGUGUGGCUCACUCUAGGAGGCAAAAGCAUGAGAAUAUCAGUUCUCCAAUUUUCUUCAGCCCUCUGCUUGAGAAAAGAAUACCAAGUUCCAAGGAAAGACUUCUGGAUCAUUAGCAGAAUGGGACUGACUCUGCUCUCCCUUUGUACUGUUAGCCCCCAGCUCACUCCUGUCCCUAGGAAAAGUUUCAUCAGGCUUGAGUCCCCACCAAAAUGUCCCAGUAUGCCAGUUUGACCAGACAGUUCAGAUUCCACAUGUACAACUCAACAGAGGACACAAAAAUUUAAUCCGAUAAGUGUAAAAUGGCAGCCCCUCAUAGUUGGGGUUGGCCUGCCUUUCAGCUCAUGCAGCUCACAGCCACCAACCAGCAUAGAAAGAAGGGUGUGAAUGGCUAUAAAAGAGGAAGGUGAAAGCAGCAUGUCUCAAAGUUCUGCAAGAGUUUUCAAAGGAAAAGGAAACUGAAAAAGGAAAGAAACACAGUCAACAUUUAUCCGUGUACUGUCAUCUUUUCAAUGAAUUUCUUUCCAUCCAAUUGCCACAGCGUGUAAGGGGCCAGAUAAGGCUUCACAGCGCUAGACUAGUUCCAGUAAGUUUAUUUAUGUCUGGCUGAGGAUGAAGUUGCCUUUACAUUUUGACUUUUCUUGGGCUGUUUCAGAUGGUCUUCCAUGAGCUCACUGGAACACAUUUGCCAUUCCAGGAAGCAGCAGCUGCAGAGAGGAGAGAAGGAAAUCAGCAAUGUCAAGGGCUUUGUGACAGGCCAGGCUUGCAAGCUCUGCUUGUACUUUCUCAAUUAAUCUUCACCGCCACCCCACGUGGGGAGUAUUACUAUCCUCACUUUACCAACACGGGAACAGCUUCUCAGAGGAGCUAGGUAACUCGCCCCAGGUCACAGGGCUAAAUGAGAACAGAACUAAAAUUCAGACCCACCAAAAUAAUCUUUCCCGAAAUAAUCUUUUCACAAGACUGCAGGGCAGUAGGGCACGUGAGUACCCAGUGCCUUCAGGAUGUGAGGAAGGGCAUUGUGAUGCGAUGUGACAUUUCUGAGCCAUGAUGUGAUGUGACACAGAGAGAAUCUAAGGGAAGAGGCAAAAAAUAAAAAAAUAAAAUAAAAUAAAAAUUACAGGUAUAGUCAGAAUCAACAGACAGCACAGCCUUAAUCUGCUUGCACCAGGCUUCCUGUGGUCCCGAGU